UUGGAAAAUUUUAUGAUACAACAUUCAUAAAAGGAAAUAAUAUCGCGGAUUGAACAAUUUGUGUAGUGUAAUCUUAAAAAGUGUUUUUGUUUUGUUUGAAUUAUUUAAUGCUUUACUCUUCGAUUGUUUACAAAUAUCAUUGUGCUAAUAUAAACGUUGUGUGUUGAGAUAAUAAUGCUGUGGACGAAAUUGUGUCACUAUGACUUGAUUUUACAGUGACUCGUUUUACAAAUCAAAAUAUAUGUGGAUACUCGAACAAAAGCCUUUUUAUCGUCCCACUGCUGGGCGCAGGCUUCCUCUCACUCGGAGAAGGCCUGAGCAUUAAUCAGCACGCUUGCUCAAUGCGGUGGUCGAAAGUGCGAUGCUUGGAGUUCCGGGUUGGACAAACUCACAAACUUCUAAAUGCCCAAAAACAAUGCAUAUCUACAUCCUACUGUUAACAGUAGCAUUAGCAACAGCCGCUGAGAAUCAGUCAGAUCUCAUCGUGUGUGAUGGAGUCAUCUUCCACAACGUCUACUUCGAUAGGGAACUGCUGUUCAAGGAUCUUGGCAGGCCAUAUAAUCUGGUUAUGCAUAAAUUUUCAGGCAUCCUCUUCUUCAGUCACACGAUUCAGAAUGGUACCCAAGUGGACUUCGGCAUCAGGGCAUGUCACCUCGAGAAAAGGACCUGCAGAGAGAUUCUAGGCGUACCAGGGGGAUACGCCAUAGCUUACGACGCAGGCAAUGACGACAUAUACUUCGGCGGCCAUGAUGGCAUAUACAAAUACAACUUCCUAACAAAAUCCGCCGAAUUCUUCGCCGAAGAAGGAAAAUCAAUCUGGGGCCUGUUUGUCCGUCGAAACUUCUACUACAUUGAGUACCCCACGCAGAAACUUUAUGUCUACCAAGACGACAGUUUCGUUCAAGUAGCCGAAGCUAUUAAUAUAGAGGUUGACCAUUUCUUUGUGUCGAAACAUAUAGAUGUUUACUUCUCAAACAAGACGGCUUUAUAUAAAGUAGAGAGGCCGAACAACGAAGCUAUCGUACUCAAUGAUGAGAUAGUAAUCAGACAGAUUGUCGAAGACAGUUAUGGUGAUGUAUUCUUCUGUGCUGGUGAUGGAAUAUAUCUAGAAGACAAACCCUAUCAUAAAGUAAAGAAAGUUGCGGAAAUCGAACAAGCCUUUGGCAUGACUUUUGACGAUAAAGAUCAUAUAAUUUAUUCCGAUAAAGACAAGAUUUAUAGGUUGAUUCCAAGUAAAUAUAGUGGGUUGUGUUUAAAUGCUAUAAUCAAUUCUGAAGAUAAAGAUAGGGGCGAUAUAGUAAAGAAGAUGGUCAUUAGUUAAAUUAGGAUUUUAAUAGUACUGGUUCAAAUUGAAAAAAUCGAAGAAAAAGUGAACUAAUGGUUAUGAGUAAUGUUGGAAACGACUCUUUACUUUCUUUCAUAAUUUUCGCACAUACCAGUGUUGAUGAAAAGAGGUUGAGUUGAGCAAGUAUGAGAUAUAAUAUUUGUAUAGCUGUAAAAUACUGUAAAAUUUUGUAAAUAUCGUAGCAUAAGUGUAGUACUAAAACAAUGUAGAAUGUUUGCUUAAUUUAAAGAUAAUAAGAUCUUAGAAACUGUAAAAACAACUUGUGAAUAAAAUCAUUGUUUUGAGAA
Molecule: messenger RNA, 1632 nt
Organism: Helicoverpa zea (corn earworm)
Lineage: Eukaryota; Metazoa; Arthropoda; Insecta; Lepidoptera; Noctuidae
Product: ommochrome-binding protein-like
Exons: 5
Coding region: 362-1321 (319 amino acids)
Source: RefSeq, a predicted model, not a curated record